AUGUCCAAGGAGAUCAUAACAAAAGAUCCCAAUUCCUGGAACAGCUCUGAUCAAGAAAUGCUCUGGCAAUCUGAGCGAAGUAGCGCAGGAUCAGAAGUUUUGGGGAGCCAGAAGACAUUGAAUGAAUCGUUGAAGAGAUUGAUGAUACCUUUAGCUGUGGUUUGUUUGUGUGUCUUCUAUCAAAACAUUCUAUUUAAGGCUCCUCCUCUACAUCUCUUCAUAACAAGACUUAAUCCGUUCAAAUUAGCAAACUGUUGUUUUGAGCCGAAAUUUACUGUUGUUUUGAGCGGAAAUUUGCAAAUGGCCUGA
Messenger RNA from Cooperia oncophora, 309 nucleotides. The record is from the annotation of a GenBank genome assembly. NCBI's taxonomy places the organism in Eukaryota, Metazoa, Nematoda, Chromadorea, Rhabditida, Trichostrongylidae.